GAGCUUAAAGAAGAAAAACAUGGGAUCGUUAGUUCAUGUCAAAGAAGCUGUUAUUGUUACUCCAUCUGACCCGACUCCAACUCGUCUUCUUUCUCUGUCCGCUCUCGACUCACAGCUUUUUCUACGUUUCACCAUUGAAUACCUCCUGGUUUAUAAACCACCAAAUCCUACUGGUUUAGACCCACGCGCCACCGUGGCUCGGGUCAAGGCUGCGUUGGCCAAGGCAUUGGUUCCGUACUACCCACUUGCGGGUCGGGUUAGGGCAAAGCCCGACGGCGGCCUGGAGGUUGUUUGUCGAGGGCAGGGUGUUUUGUUCAUCGAGGCUGUCUCCGAUCACGAGGCUAACGAGUUGGAGAGAGCUCCGCGGUUCGUUACUCAAUGGAGGAAGCUCUUGUCGGUCCACGUGGCGGAUGUCUUGAAAGGGGCCCCACCGCUUAUAGUCCAGCUGACGUGGCUAAAAGACGGCAAUGCUGCGCUUGGUGUCGGGUUUAAUCAUUGCCUUUGCGACGGUAUCGGCAGCGCUGAGUUCUUAAACUCGUUCGCUGAGUUAGCCUCCGUAACGAGUCAAACCAAGUUGGCUGAGUUCAAGUUUAAACCCAAACCCGUUUGGGAUCGUCACCUUUUAAACCCUCCACCAUUCCAUCCAUCGAGAAACUGUAACAACUACAACUCGCCGAAUCACCACCCAGAGUUCAACCGAGUUCCAGACCUUUGCGGGUUUCUGUCUCGUUUCUCCAAUGAAAGACUCGUUCCCACCUCGUUCAUUUUCAACAAAGCUAGCCUCGACGAGUUAAAAAAGGUAGCAUUUUCAACGAGCAGAGCCGGUGAGUCAAGCUACACAUCUUUCGAAUUUCUCUCAGCGCAUAUAUGGAGGAGCUGGGCACGAGCCUUAAACCUCCCUUCAAAUCAAACACUAAAACUCCUUUUCAGCAUCAACGUUAGAGACCGAGUCAAACCGAGUCUACCCAGUGGGUUCUACGGCAACGCAUUCGUGUUAGGCUGCGCUCAAACCAGCGUCAAAGAUUUAACGGAGAGAGGUUUGGGGUACGCAGCAAUGCUGGUGAAGAGAGCGAAAGAACGAGUUGAUAGCGAGUUCGUUAUAUCGGUGGUGGAAUCGGUGAGCCGGAGUCGAGCGAGUCCGGACUCGGUUGGAGUUUUGAUACUGUCGCAAUGGUCAAGGCUGGGGCUAGAGAAGGUUGACUUUGGGUUGGCUAAGCCGGUUAACGUGGGACCGAUUUGCUGUGAUCGGUACUGUCUGCUUCUGCCGGUUUUUAAUCAGACGGAUGCGGUGAAGGCGAUGGUGGCGGUCCCCACAAGUGCCGCCCAGAGGUAUGAACAUCUGGUCAGGAGUCUCAGCUCUUGAUGACCACUGCAUU
Molecule: messenger RNA, 1376 nt
Organism: Hibiscus syriacus
Lineage: Eukaryota; Viridiplantae; Streptophyta; Magnoliopsida; Malvales; Malvaceae
Product: alcohol acyltransferase 9-like
Exons: 1
Coding region: 20-1363 (447 amino acids)
Molecular function (GO): acyltransferase activity, transferring groups other than amino-acyl groups
Source: RefSeq, a predicted model, not a curated record